Molecule: messenger RNA, 1043 nt
Organism: Musca domestica (house fly)
Lineage: Eukaryota; Metazoa; Arthropoda; Insecta; Diptera; Muscidae
Product: succinate dehydrogenase assembly factor 4, mitochondrial
Exons: 2
Coding region: 260-601 (113 amino acids)
Biological process (GO): mitochondrial respiratory chain complex II assembly
Cellular component (GO): mitochondrion
Source: RefSeq, a predicted model, not a curated record
UGGCACGAAAUGGCAAGCAUUCAUUCCAAAGUUGUCAAUUGUAUAACUACAAACGUCAGAUCAACGUGCCACACGGCAAUAAAGCAAAAGCACAAAAUAAAACCGAGAAAAACAAUUCGUUCACAUUGUGUAACAUUCAAAACAUCAUACGGAGUUAGAAGAUUUCAAUAAGAAAAUCAGCAAUUCUGUUCGAAAAAAAGAAACAGUAGUCGAGUCUUUUUCGUGAAGUUCCAGAUAACAAAAAAAAAAUCAAUACAAAAUGAGUCAAAUUGUGAAACAAACCAGCCGCUUGAUGCCACAAGUCACCAAACAAGUGGCCUGCUUCUCCACCUCUUCGGCUCGCCUGCAAGAAGGAGAGACCUUUAAAGGAACCCUGAAACCUAAAAGUGCCCGCUUUGUGGAAUUCCAAAAGAAAUUGAGAGCCAAAACACCAUUGGGUAAAUUGGAUGAAUUCUCACGUCAUCCCUUCCAAGAAGUUGAACCCUUGAGACCAUGGCCCAACAAUGUUAACCCACACACCGGUGAAAUUGGCGGUCCUGCUGGUCCAGAACCCACACGUUACGGCGAUUGGGAACGCAAGGGGCGUGUAUCUGAUUUCUAGUCACCAUAUCAUUAAUAUAAGUAUUCCAACCACAUACACAUACCCCCCAAAAUACAUCAUCCCAAAUCCUAAAUUAUCAUAACACUUAUAGUUGUUAGUAAGAUAUACAUACAUACGAUAACAUAGAGAGGCACUUUAGUUUUUUUUUUUGUUUUUUUGUAUAAUAUUAAGAAAAUUGUCUAGCAUGUAAGUUGCAAGGCUUCUCAAUGACCUGAUACAGACAGAAAAUCGCAAAACAAAUUGAAAAAAGGGAAACAAAUCAAAUAAUAGCCUUGCUUUAGGGUUACUUACUUGUUCUUUUCUUAUUAUGCAUUGUUAAGUUGUGUUUUCAUACAACUAUCAUAAAUAGACUGCUGUAUUAAAUGUAAUAACUCGAAAUGAAAAGAAAAUAAAAAACCAAAAAAAAAUAUUUUAAAAAUAAAAAAACUAUUUAAAAACAUAA